AUGUCGCAGUCUGUCAUCUAUAGCUCUCCUCCCAUCGCUGGACGACCGCCCUACGCGACCGACAUCCCAGACUCAGAGUACGAGCAGCGGCCAGCACAGAUUCGCAGGAUUAGACAACCAGCUCCCGAGAAUCCGAACGACAGGACAUCUGCUUACAACAUGUGCGUGUUUGACUUCGGUUUUGUCAUGCUGCAUUCGAUUGCGCGUUGCCAGCAGAGAUGGUCUAAGGACCUUUGCGCAUCCGCAAGUUGCCAUCUGACGCAAAAGUACAGGUACGACCAAUACCUCGAGAGCGCGAAGCAGCCCCCACGAUACGAUAACCCAUUCGACGACAGCAAAUAUAUGCACGAUGUGAAGCAGCCGCAGCGGGCCAUUCCCAUAGCUGCCCCCCGACCAGGGUACCCGGCCCCCGUCGCGGCACUCAACCUCGCACAGCCGAGGCGCGCAGCGACACCGGAGGGCCGGCAACGGUCCCCAUCGCCCUCUGCACUGUCGCCCGAAAUGAGCCAGGCAUUCCCAAAGCCCCUCACUCUCGUGUCACGGCAGGCAUCGCCUGUAUCGGGCCCAUUGCACAAUGCUCCGCACGAACUGCAGCCGUCGAUGACACCUAUCUCGCCGGCGUUUAUCCGCCCGUCGAGUGCCGCUAGCCAGAGACGCGAUGUCAAGUUUUCCCCGACGCCCAUUCUGCGUGGAGAUCAAGAGGAGACACUCUUGCUGAAGCAGGGGAAAGGCGAGGAGUUCUGGCGGAGAUUUAGCAUGGUCGCUCAUGAUGAUCUCGCACGCAAGGAGAAACCAAGCACCUUGGAUGGAAACAGUCGCUACUCGCGUUGGGUGUGGAUUGUGGGCAUGAUGCUUCUGACAAUCAUUGUCCUACUCGUCUGCCUCAUCGUUUACAAGGUGAAGUCAGAUAACAGCACGAGUAACGUCGUGACUGCGUUGGGUGGCAGCGCGAACGAAGAAUACUCAUCAUCUGCCGACGGCGCCGCGUCUACUUCCCUCUUCGUCUCGCCAACGUAUACGGUAGCACGCCGCAGCGACGUCUUCGAGGACGUCGUCCCUACGUCGAUACCCGAGCCCAUCGCCCACCUUGCCCCUUCACCCCGUGGGUCGCAUUCUCGUACCCAGCACCGACGCGGCUCGCAUUCUCGUGCACAAUACCGGCGCGGCUCGCACUCCCGCACCCAAUACCGACGUGACUCGCACUCUCGUAUCCAGAGCCGGCGCAGCAUCGAGAACGGUACAUCGCUAGACUGA
Laetiporus sulphureus 93-53 is the source of this 1254-nucleotide messenger RNA. RefSeq lists its product as uncharacterized. Bases 1 to 1254 code for a protein of 417 amino acids. The transcript is spliced from 4 exons. The record is from RefSeq and is a predicted model, not a curated record. NCBI's taxonomy places the organism in Eukaryota, Fungi, Basidiomycota, Agaricomycetes, Polyporales, Laetiporaceae.